AUGCUUUUGGUCCAUACAGCCGUGGUUGCACUCUACGGCGAAAACACUGGUGUAGGGACAAGCAAAAAAAAUAUAUCUGCCCCUAUAUUUAAUUUAUACCCUGGCCACCCCGACGGAAAGAAGGGAGCUAUCCCUGUAGAGGAAGAAUCCUGGGAGGAACACCACAAAGUACUGCACAUUAAUGAAGACCCUUUUUUUGAGAAUUCCCAUUUGGGGAGAUUUUUAAGCGAAGAUAGAAUUGACAUCAAAAACAAUAUAGGUAGCCCUAGGGACUCAUUUGAGAGCUACCGUCUACAGGUUCCAUUCGAAAUGACCAGAGAGGAAUUAAAAAAAAGGAUUGCUUAUUGUGGACGUUUAUUUAUUCAAAAGAAAAGAGUACAUGCAGCAAUUUAUGUGUACAUUAAUUAUUUAAGAGGUAAAUAUUACAAUAUGAUAAAUGAAUUAAAAAGCUCAUUUCUAGAAUUAGCAUCUAAAAAUGAAUUACCCGAAGAUCUUCAAAAGAUGUAUUGGAGACAAUGUGAAGAAGAACUUCUACGAGAUUUAGUAAUUAUGGAAAAUAUAUCUGAGAAAUAUUUUCAAUCCUUGUUGAAUAAUAAAGUAAUUUUCACACUGCAAUUUAAUUGGACCUUGGGGGCACAUGAAGCCUUCUGGUUUUCGGACAUGUUCGAGAAGGAACUGAAGUGGAACAAGAUCCUCUCCGACCGGGCCAAUAACUACCUACUGCGCUGA
Molecule: messenger RNA, 729 nt
Organism: Plasmodium cynomolgi strain B
Lineage: Eukaryota; Apicomplexa; Aconoidasida; Haemosporida; Plasmodiidae
Product: RAD protein
Exons: 3
Coding region: 1-729 (242 amino acids)
Source: RefSeq, a predicted model, not a curated record